Sclerotinia sclerotiorum 1980 UF-70 is the source of this 4830-nucleotide messenger RNA. RefSeq lists its product as hypothetical. The transcript has 7 exons. Lineage: Eukaryota; Fungi; Ascomycota; Leotiomycetes; Helotiales; Sclerotiniaceae. Gene Ontology annotation, molecular function: zinc ion binding; DNA-binding transcription factor activity, RNA polymerase II-specific; sequence-specific DNA binding. The coding region runs from base 1 to 4830 and encodes 1609 amino acids. Gene Ontology annotation, biological process: positive regulation of transcription by RNA polymerase II; DNA-templated transcription. The record is from RefSeq and is a predicted model, not a curated record.
AUGGUCUUGAGGAAGUGCGAUGGAAAAUUACCCGCAUGUAGUGCGUGUGAGAAAUCUGGACGAGCGAGCGAAUGUUCGAGUGCAAAUGAUCAGUUCGCGAAGGGAAAGGAGAGGAGUUAUGUUGCUUCUCUUGAGUCUCGAGUCGAGAAGCUCGAAAAACGUUUGGCAUAUGCUAGAUUAAGAAAAGCAUCUGUUGCGAUGCAUGAUUUAGAUACGCCAACGGAACUACCGGAUCGGAAAGACUCUCUGGCUACCAUAAGAGCCGUGAUUCACGGCAAGGCGGCAAGAAAGAGGGAGGCUGCUGAUGUAAAUGAGCUGGUUUCCGAUUUUGGUUUUCUACUUAUUCUUUCGGCGGCCAAUCAUGACGAACUACCUGAGCCCCGGUCUUUACAAUUGCCACCAAGACACGCGGCAACGAAGUUGAUUCAGUAUUAUCUGGACAACAUAUUUGCUUUGUAUCCGAUUGUCUCCGAGACUGCUCUAUUCAAUGCAUUAGAUAAAAUUUAUCCCGGCAAUAGUCAACGGGUCACUGAUUUCGAGAAUUGGAUGUUCUAUAUGGUCCUAGCCAUAUCAUCUACAGCUCAAUCCCGAAGUUAUUUAGACUCCAAAUACGAGGAAGGUGUUUCUUGGGCUGGCCGUGCGCUUGCAUAUGCUGACCAUGUUCUCAUGCCUGGUCAUGUCUCGCAAAUUCAGGCCUUGGUUCUAUUCGUUCAAUAUGCAAUGCUUGAUCCAGCUCACUUUGAUAGUUGGCAGUUGAUGGGCUUUACUUGUCGAGCAAUUGUUGAUUUGGGAUUCCAUCAGGACCCACCUGGAGAGCAACAGCCCGACAGGAAGGCCUUAGAUAUGAGGAGGAGGAUAUUUUAUUGCGUUUAUUCGCUCGACAGUCAAGAUCAAAUAUUUAACGGAUCACGCAUUGCUAGUGGGGCGAGCUCUUCUUCCCUACCGCCUCUUCCAGCAGUUACUGGGCUUGGUCAAAUUGACCGCAGCAUUAACUGUAUAAAUCAUAUCAAGGAGUCCCUGAGAACAUUUGGUCGACGAUGGGAGGAUUCGAAAGCCCUUCUAUCUAGCUUUGACGCUCAAGCUGAGCCAAUUAUCAUAAGCUUACACAUGAGGAAACAGCAGCAGCAACAGUAUACCAAAGAAGAAUCCUCUAUGGGCCACAGCCCAAAUUAUAUGCCACCAACUGGCUAUGAUCAUACGGUUUAUCAAAUGGAGAACGAGUGGCCAGGUAUGAACCUGAUGUAUUCGAAUGCAGACGUCUCGGGGUUUAGUGGAGUUGGUCAUGGAGCUGGACCACCCGGCCUGCCAAGAAAACCAAAGGCACCUGUUCGCAUUGAUACAGAGCACCAGGUUGCCAACUCGCACUAUUAUACAGCUUUUAAAGUUGUCUUGAAGAUUACAGUGAUUGCUCUCGUCAUUUGCAUUGCUUUCUUGCCAUCAAUAGCACUUCGCAAUAAGCACAGACAGCAUUUGGGCGAACCUGUCGUGAAAGAUUUGGAACAUCCUCCAAACUUCUCGAUAUCGAAAGAACUCGAACGUCAAGUCACCCAUGUUCCAAUUCGUUUUGUCAAAACUGCCAAGCUACUUGUUCAACAAUUACGCAUUCGAGAGUCGACAUCGGAUAAGCCAGCGAACCCCUCUGCCAGCGAACAGGUUGAACGCUCCGAGCACGUGAGUGACGACACUGUGGACGGUAUUCAAUAUGGUGAUUACACACUUGAUGGCUCGACACACCAAGCCAAGUCCAAAAUCGAGCGGUUGCAACAUUGUUCUGCGGAGAUAAAAAGUAGAAACGGAGGAAAGUGCCCCCUACGACCAAUUCUCCCAACUAGAGAUGAUGACCGUGUAUUUCCCGGACGUUGUUCUUGGCAAGAACGACGCAAGUAUGGUGGAAAGUGUAGUCCCCGUAAAUGGCGACCUACGCCUCGCUCUCUAAUUGUGAACGAUGAUGACGCUCCUCUCUCAGCUGAACCUCGUGACAACAAGCACUUGGAUCAGCCAAGGAUUAGGAACGGAGGAAGAUGUCCUCACGGUUUGGUAAAUGGACAAAAGCCAGCAGAAAACAAACCAAUUUCUAUCUCCAUCAAAGCAGAACCUCGCGAACCCAAUACAGCACAACAGCCCCGUGAAGCGGCAGUAAGUACGGAGAACGAAGUCAACUACAAGCCUUAUCGGGCUGAUGUAUGCAAACCUCGUUGGGUUCGUACCACUGAUGGCUGGUGUGUUUAUCGAAGUGGCUUUGGGCCUGAUGACGAUAAACCGGACUUUUAUCCACCCGUGUCUAAAAUGUUGGUGUCGUCGAAACAACGACGCCAUGAAGCGAAAGUAAAUGAGGAGGCUAAGCUCGAACCCAGACCAUAUCCGGCUGAUUCCUGUCCAGAAUUCUGGGUUCAUACCACUGACGGUUGGUGCUAUUAUCGUGGCUCAUCAAGGCGACCCUUGGGAUUUGGGGGACCUGAGUCUCGGAAAUUGGUAUCUUCAGAACAAAAACGUCGUGAUGUAACUGUGAGUGAUAAGAGUGGAGGCAUAACUGCAGCCGAUCCGAACGAUUCAUUUCGCUGGCUUGUUAGUGUUGAAGACAUAUGUGUUCCUCGAAGCGUAUUUUCGGCUGAUGAGGAUGAACCGGGAUAUUAUUCUGGAGCCCACUCACCUUUUUAUUCGGAAAUUCAUUCGCCUAAGUCUCUGAGGUCAAAACUGCCAAAACAAUGUAUUGGCGUAGCCUUUCUGGCUGAGGCGCGCUGGUGUCCAUCGCCUUGGCACCACGAUGAUGAGGAUAAUUGGUGCUUUUAUGUUUGGCAAGACAGUGAAGAUACAUCUAAGAGAUCUUUUCCGGAGCUUCUGGGCCCUGAGCAUCAACCUCGUGCUGAAGCUGUGAAAGAUGAGGUCAAAGGUGUGGGCGGAGACUAUCCUGCUGAUUCAUGUUCAUCUCCUUGGACUUACGUUGAUGGCAAAUGCAUUUUCAAUUGGCAAGAUGGUGAUGAGCCACUUAAGGUUUCUUUUUCUGGUCCUUCAAGUCCAGAGCUUCAACCUCGUGGUGAGAUUACAAGCCAGAAGACGGAAGUCACUACAAUUUUGACUCCGGCGCGUACCUCUAGCCCUGCUCUCGAAUCUACUUCUACGUCUGUCUAUAUCUCUGCCACCACAACCAUUGUUAUCGCUCUUCCCACGGCUGGAGCGUGUGAACCUCCUUGGAUCUGUACUAAGGAUGGCCGAUGUUUCUUCGACCCCAAUUAUCAACGCCAGCAUCCUCAAGAACCGCUGUCCCGCCCUCGCAAGCAAAUACGUCAACGACGUGGUGAAAUUCCAACCGAGAAGCGUGGUAUUGCUCCUAGUUGGCAAGCUGAAUCGUGUGAGCUGCCUUGGAUUCGUACUUCUGAUGGCUGGUGUAUAUACAGACCAGAUUACCAACAUGGGACACAGAGUUCUUUGUCUGGUGCUCCAGCGCAAUUUAAUACCACAAAUCAAUUGAAUUCUACAGCACAACCAACUAUCACAAUAGAACCAACCGCCACAGAACAAGCGACUGUCACAGAACAAUCAAAUUCUCCAGUGCAAGUUGCGCAACCAACCAGCACAGAUCACCCAAUUGACAUUAAAAUCUUCCACUGCAUCAACGAUCUACAAGGAAAUCUUAAAUGUGGUAAGUUUUUACAUGGAGAUACAAAGUUUUCAUCCGUUCAUAAUCGUCGAGGUUUCUGGCCCGAUGAUUGGGUACCACAAAUAGAAGAUGAUUGCGACCGUUUCAUUGGAAACACAUAUAUGCACUACCAAUGUCUUCAAUCAGUCAAACACAAGAACAUCGGCCUCAAACUCAUCAUGGUCUUUCUGAUUCUCGCCGGCUUUGGUUCCCUCGUCUUCCUCAUCAUUACCUGUGUCAAUCGAGCUGCACGUCCUAAAGCCCAGCCUUUUAGACAGGUGAGCGGAAUUAUAGAUGCACAUGGAAUGACGGAACAUCCAACACCCAUGUGUGGACAUUAUCCUUGGAAUGGGCCGACAAAUUCGAAACCAAUGAGCGGAGAGAGAUGGGCCCGAAGUCCUCCAGCUUACGAUCCCAUGAGACAAUUGACACCAGAUCAUUCAGGUAGUCUCGUCGCUUGUUCCCGUGAUCGCAAUUGUGCGAGUGGUAGUUCGGGUUCUAAUGGCACGGAAAAUUGGAUUCGUAAAUUGUGCAAUAGGUGUUUUAAGAGUCAGAGUCAUUCGUCAGUUUCGGAGCAUUCGCAAAUGGUCGGUGGGCUUGGGAGUGGAAUUCUUCGUUUAAGGAGUGAUGAUCAUAGGAUUGAUACGCUUAAAUUGCCAAAUGCAAAUUUGGCGACGGUUAGGAGGACAAAUGGUUUGGUUCUUAGUGAGGAUAAUGGACAUGCGAAUGCUAGUGCGGAUACGGUGGUUGUAGGGAGCGAUUUUGGGAGGGCUGCAGGUAGAAGCUCCGGUUCUGCUGUUGGUUUGCAUGAGGUUCCUUCGGGUAGUUGUUGUGGCGUGGCUGGUGCUGAAGGGGGAGUUCAAACUGGUUUGACGCAACAUGGAAAUUUGAGUGGUGAUACGGUUAUUGAGCCGGAAGCUGCGAUGAUUAAGUGUAUAAAUGGAAACGGAAUCGCAUAUGAAAAUGGUAGUGGAAACGGAAAUUUGAAGAUGGGGUGCUUGAAGACUAGUCACUUGAAGAAAGUCGGGUUUGAGGGGUUGGAAGGACUGGAGGAGGUGGACGGUUGGAGAAAUGUUGAUCGGGUUGAGCCUUUGAAGGUUGAGAAGGAAAAUUCGAAGGGAAUGAGGAGUGGAUGUGGAAUGGGUGGUGAGUUGGAGGAGAUUCAGGAGGAGAGUGGAAAUAAGAUGAAUUGA